GUUCCCUGCUUCUUACUACUGCCUUCAACUUGUGUUGCGGCAGCAGAGCAUAACAGCCCCCGCCGCACCCCUCCCCACCCUCGACGCAAUCUCACACGCAGGGAAACUGUGUAAACAAUCUCGGUUUUUUCUACUAGCUAUACAUACAGAAUAAUAUCUAUCGACCGUGAUGCCUUCUGUUGUUAUGGCUAAUGCUGAGGCUCAAUUCGCCGACGAGAAGAAGAUCAUGAAGAAGUCCCAGCUCGCGGAGGCGAUGGAGGAGAAAUCAGCUGAGAAAAAGACGAAAAAGGAGAAAAAGUCCAAAUUGACCUCGGAAACUGCCCGCGAUGAUUCUAAUUCCAAGAGCCCUGUCAAAAUUAAGAAAGAAAAGAAACGCAAGGCUUUGGAAAUCGAUAAUGAGGAGGAGAAAAGCGACACCACCUCCGAGAUGGGUGAGCCUACCAAGAAGAAGAAGAAGAAGAUGAAAUUUGAGGAUGGACAUGGAGAGGAGGAGGACGGCGACGACGACGAAAAAGAGAACCCCAACUCUGUCUCCAAUUUCCGAAUUUCGGCGCCGCUUAGGGAGACUUUGAAGGCCAAGGGAAUUGAGGCGCUGUUCCCUAUUCAGGCAAUGACAUUUGAUACCAUUCUCGAUGGUUCCGAUAUGAUUGGAAGGGCUCGCACUGGUCAGGGUAAGACUUUGGCAUUUGUAUUACCUAUAUUGGAAUCAUUGACAAAUGGACGUGUUAAAGCUUUGAGGAAGACUGGAUAUGGGAAGGCGCCAAGUGUUCUUGUUCUCUUACCCACAAGGGAGUUGGCCACACAGGUGGCUGCUGACUUUGAAGUUUAUGGUGGAGCUCUAGGGUUGACUUGUUGUUGCCUGUAUGGGGGCUCUCCUUAUCCGCCACAGCAGAAUCAAUUGAAAAGAGGCGUGGACAUUAUUGUUGGAACCCCUGGCCGUAUUAAGGAUCACAUAGAGCGAGGAAAUAUUGACUUCCGGUCCUUACAGUUCCGAGUGCUUGAUGAGGCUGAUGAAAUGCUGAGAAUGGGUUUUGUUGACGACGUUGAACUUAUUCUUGGCAAGGUUGAGGAUUCUAGCAAAGUCCAAACGCUGCUUUUCAGUGCUACAUUGCCAGUUUGGGUUAAGCAAAUAUCUACCAAAUUUUUGAAACCAGACAAGAAAACUGCUGACCUUGUUGGUAAUGAGAAAAUGAAAGCCAGCACCAAUGUAAGGCAUUUUGUCCUUCCCUGCUCUGUAUCUGCCAGAGCUCAGCUCAUUCCUGACAUCAUUCGUUGCUAUAGCAGUGGAGGACGCACUAUUAUCUUCACAGAGACGAAGGAUUCUGCUUCCACACUUGCUGGUGUGCUUCCUGGAGCACGUGCAUUGCACGGUGAUAUACAACAGUCUACCCGUGAGGUAACUCUUAAUGCCUUCAGAUCAGGGAAAUUUUCUACACUUGUGGCUACAAAUGUUGCAGCACGGGGACUAGACAUUGAUGAUGUCCAGUUAAUUAUUCAGUGUGAGCCACCUCGUGAUGUAGAGGCAUACAUUCAUCGAUCUGGGAGAACAGGAAGAGCUGGGAAAAGUGGUGUUGCUGUGAUGCUUUAUGAUCCAAGGAUGUCAAAUUUUUCUAGGAUCGAAAGAGAAUCAGGUGUUAAAUUUGAACGUAUAAGUGCUCCGCAGCCAUCUGAUAUAGCUAAAUCUGCUGGUGUUGAAGCAGCAGAAAAAAUCAAUGAAAUUUCUGAUAGUGUGAUUCCGGUAUUCAAAGCUGCAGCUGAAGAUUUACUCAACUUGUCUGAUUUAACUCCAGCAGACCUACUUGCUAAGGCAUUGGCCAAUGCUGCUGGUUACACUGAAAUUAAGAAUCGGUCACUUCUCACUUCAUUGGAAAAUCAUGUUACUGUACUGCUCGAGUGUGGAAAGCCCAUCUACUCACCAUCGUUUGCUUAUGGAGCUCUGAGGAGGUUUUUGCCUGAGGAGAAGGUUGAAUCUAUAAAGGGUCUUUCAUUAACUGCAGAUGGGAAAGGUGCUGUAUUUGACGUUGCUGUCGAAGAUCUUGAUGCUUUCCUUGCAGGGCAAGAGAAUGCUGCUGGUGUGAGCUUGGAAGUGGUGACGUUGUUGCCAAAUUUGCAGGAAAGAGAGCCAUCAAGAGGAAGAUUUGGUGGUGGCGGUGGUGGCCGUGGUGGCUUCGGGGAUAGGAGAGGUACCAGAUUUGGUGGUGGAAGAGGAGGGGGUGGUAGAGGAUCCUUUUCUAGAGGUCGUGGUGGUGGCAAUAGGAACAGCAGAUGGUAAGCUUUUUCAUGUGGCUGCAACCUAUUGGCAGAGAGAUGCAAUUGCCCAAGGGGCAUCAAAUUUUGGUGUUGACACAUUGAUAAUUUUAUUGUUUUUUUUGUAGUGGUAGUAGUUUUUGUGUUUUACGAAAUGUUGUUUUAGCUAUUUUUGUUUCCUUUCUGAUUCGAACACCUCAAUUGUACUAGUACUACAUUAAUUAUUUGGGAGUUCUUUAUUAUUUAUUGGGAGUUCUGAAUUUUUGAGUUGA
Molecule: messenger RNA, 2519 nt
Organism: Salvia splendens (bonfire salvia)
Lineage: Eukaryota; Viridiplantae; Streptophyta; Magnoliopsida; Lamiales; Lamiaceae
Product: DEAD-box ATP-dependent RNA helicase 7
Exons: 14
Coding region: 170-2272 (700 amino acids)
Molecular function (GO): RNA helicase activity; RNA binding; ATP binding
Source: RefSeq, a predicted model, not a curated record